CUCCAAUUCAAUCUUGGCUCCGGCGGGCUAUGACAAGCAUGGACCAAACAUAAAACCUCGCAGCUUUUUGAAGCGCAAGAUCUCCGUCUUUCCACCCUUCAACCACCCCCUUGAAUUUGGGCACUUUAUUAACCAUCCCUAUUUUCGUCAUUGACUAUAUAGCUCACAUUCCAAUUCCCAAAGCUGGUCAUUAUCCCCCACCCGAUCGAGGUUUGAUUUUUCCGGGUUUGGCCAGCGUCUGGAAUUGAGACGGAUCUCUGGCACCAAAGAAAUCGGCCAAAGGAAUAAAGAAAAGCCGACAUACGCAAAAAAAAACGCGCUUUUGCACCUAUUCCCUACACUCGAGUCCAUAAAGAAAGCGGCAUCAUCCGUCCUCCAUCCAACGUGUACAUUUGACAAAUUCGUCCCCUACGGCAGGCGCUUACUUUGACUGUUCCUCGUGUCCCCACUCUGAACCGUCCCCUGUUCUCCUCCUCCUCCUACUCCCUACCUGCAACUCUCCGUUCUUCAGCUGCCCGUUUCGCAGCAGAUCCCUCUCUCGAAGGUCGUCAUGUUCAUGGGCUUUCGAAUUCUUGAACUCAGAGCAGCUGGGUCUCUCAUUUACAGGAGUGUCUUCUGAUCUGCUCGAAACAAAUGAGGAUUUGGCUCCUCCUAUGGCUGGUCUUCAUACUCGCGCAAACCAACCCCUUCAGCAUAGGCAGGAAUUUGGUUUCGGGGCAGUGUCUCGCCGAAGAUCAGAAAUCGCUGCUGCUGGAAUUGAAGAAUAGCCUCAACUUCAAUACUUCUUUGUCCUCGAAAUUGGUCAGAUGGAAUCAGAGCAAUGAUUCUUGGGAUGGCGUGAAAUGCGAAGGGGGCCAAGUGACGGGGCUUGAUCUGACCAACGAGAGUAUCGCUGGUGGACUUAACGACUCAUCGAGUCUUUUCAGACUCAAGGAUCUUCAGAGGCUGAAUUUGGCCUUCAACCGCUUCCAGUUUUCGGAGAUCCCAUCUGGGUUCGGUAAUCUUACCAAUUUGGUGUACCUGAAUCUUUCAAAUGCGGGCUUCACAGGACAGAUUCCCAUUGGAAUAUCACGUUUGACAAGGUUGGUUACUCUUGAUGUAUCCAUGCUUUAUUUUCCUGGGCUCACUUCACUGAAACUCGAGAAUCCGAAUCUAAAGAUGCUUAUUGGGAAUCUUAUCGAGCUGAGAGAGUUGUACCUUGAUGGAGUGAACGUGUCAACCACAGGCAAUGAAUUGUGCAAUGUGUUGUCUUCUUCGCUGCUGAAGCUUCAAGUGUUGAGCAUGACGAAUUGUUAUUUAUCAGGUCCCAUUGAGUCUUGCUCUUCCCUUGUGAAACUUCGUUCUCUGUCGGUGAUUAAACUGGGCAACAAUAAUCUGUCUACCACUGUCCCGGAGUUCUUUGCCUUCUUCGGCAAUUUAACAACUCUGCAUCUCAGUUCCUGUGGCCUGCAGGGAGUAUUCCCUCAAAAAAUCUUCCAGGUACAAACACUUCAGACCCUUGACCUAUCAGUCAACCAGCUUCUUCAGGUUUCUUUGCCAGAAUUUCCGGAAAAUGGUUCUCUUCAGACACUGGUUCUUAGUUUCACAAGUAUUUCCGGGAAGCUCCCAUAUUCAAUCGGUAAACUCAGAAAUCUGUCAACAAUAGCAUUGGUGAAUUGCAGCUUGGGUGGAAAUAUCCCAAGCUCUUUCACCAAUCUUUUGCGACUGACUUAUUUGGACUUCUCAUUCAACAAUUUUAGUGGUUCAAUUCCAUCACUAAGCAAGUCCAAGAAUCUGACACAAAUCACUUUGUCCCACAAUAAGCUAACUGGUCCGAUUAAUUCAACACAGUGGGAAUCCCUGUUGACUCUUCUUAAUAUCGACCUGGGAUACAAUUCACUUGAAGGAAAUAUUCCUUUGUCUCUGUUUGCACUUCCAUCGGUUCAGAAGCUUCAACUUUCCAACAACCAAUUUUCUGGUCAACUGAUGGGAUCUUUUAACGCUACAUUGCACAUGCUGGAUACAGUUGAUUUGAGCAACAACAAUAUAGGAGGAGAACUACCGAUGUUUAUAUGGAAACUCCAAGGGCUCAAGUACCUCUCACUUUCUUCCAAUAAUUUCAGUGGCUCAUUACAUAUUAAUUUGGUUUGCCAGCUGAAAAAUCUUUCUUAUUUGGACCUUUCCUACAAUCGUUUUUCCAUUAAUGCCAUAAAUACUGCUUCCCAGGUGUGUCCAUUCCCUGAACUUAGAACUUUAAGGUUGGCUUCUUGCCAGUUGAGGACUUUACCUGAUUUCCUGGCUGAGCAACCCAGAUUGGUAUAUCUAGAUCUCUCUAACAAUCAUAUUCAGGGCAAGAUACCAAAAUGGAUAUGGGGGCUUCAAAAUCUUCAGUAUCUUAAUCUUUCGUCUAAUUUACUAGACGAUAUUGAAACACUGUCACUUAAUCUUACUUCUAGUCUGUCUGUUCUUGACCUCCAUAAGAACCGCCUCCGUGGACAAAUGUUGCCUCUGCCGCCAUCUGCCAUAUACAUGGACUUCUCAAGUAACAACUUCACUUUAGUCAUUCCACCUGCUAUUGGUAUGAGUCUUUCUGGAGCAAUAUUCCUCUCCCUGUCUAAUAACAAGUUCCAAGGGUCUAUCCCAAAAUCAAUUUGCAAAGCUGAAUAUCUUGAGGUACUUGACCUUUCUCAUAAUAAUUUGAUAGGAAAUAUUCCUGAUUGCUUAGUGAUGGAGUCUCUCAAGGUGUUAAACCUGAGAAAUAAUUUCUUGGAUGGGAGCAUUUUCAAUAUCACCGAAACAUGUGGUUUGAAGACUUUGGAUCUGAGCUAUAAUCUAUUACAGGGGGAGCUCCCAAAGUCAUUGGCAAAUUGCACAAAUCUGGAGGUUUUAGACAUUGGAAACAACCAGAUUGAUGAUGUGUUUCCAUGUCAACUGAAGAGCAUUGCAAGUAUACGUGUCCUUGUUUUACGAUUCAACAAGUUCCAUGGAAAGGUUGGAUGUCCAAAGCCUCACGGCACUUGGAAGAUGCUUCAAAUUGUAGACAUAUCUUCCAACAAUUUCAGUGGCACUCUGCCUGCUAAAUGCCUCACAACUUGGGAGGCUAUGAAGUUUAAUGUAGACAUCAAUCAUAUCCAAUAUCCAUUCCUUCCAUUUUCUGGACUUUAUUAUCAGGACACAGUAAGCGUUACCAUCAAAGGUCUGCAAGUGGAGCUGGUGAAGAUCUUGACUAUUUUCACUUCAAUCGACUUCUCACGCAACAAUCUAGACGGUCCAAUACCUGAUGCUCUGGGGGAUCUCAAAGCGCUUCAUCUCCUCAACUUAUCAAAAAAUGCGUUCUCAGGGCCAAUUCCUUCAUCCCUAGGAAAAUUGCAACAGCUUGAGUCCUUGGACCUUUCAUGGAAUGACCUCAAUGGGAUGAUUCCCCCACAGCUUUUAGAUCUGAAUUUUCUUUCCUUCCUGAACCUCUCAUACAAUAAGCUUGAAGGAAGCAUCCCAGCAGCCAAACAAUUUCUCACCUUUUCAAUAGAUUCCUUCGAAGGCAAUGGCAGAUUGUGUGGAUCACCGCUGCCCACAAAAUGCUCAGAUCCCGAUAGCAAGGGAACAGAUUCCUCAGAUACCAUCAGCACUAAGGAUGGGAAGAAUGAUUCUGAUGGUUGGGGAAGCAUUAAUUUCCAGUUCAUUCUUGUCGGUUUGGGGUUCGGGGCAGGCGCUGCGGUGGUUGUUGCACCUCUUACCUUUUGGAAGACAGGCCAAGAAUGGUAUGAUGAUCUAGUGGAUAAGCUCCUCGAGGUGGUUCUUCCUAAGAUGGGAUUUACGUACACAAGGCAUCACGAUGACAACUUUGAGGGAGACGAGGAUUUCGAAACCAGCAGCACAGCUAUCUUAGGCGGCUAUGGUAGCAAUGAAUUUGAUGAAGAAGAAGAGGACGAGGAAGAAUCUUGGGGACGGUAUUGUGUGUUCUGUACCAAGCUAGACCUCAGUGUGAAGAAAGUCAUACAUGACCCAAAGUGCACAUGCUACGACUCGACACCUAUGUCUUCUUCUUCCUCCUAUUCAUCCUCGUCUUCUUCAUAGGCACUUUCUCGGUCUCUACUCUGAGCUUUUUUUGCUUGCCUUACUGUUCUUUGCAUACUGUAUAUAACACAAAUACCAUUGUCAAUGGUGUUGAGGACAGAACGUGGGAUUUUCUCAGUACAUACAUUAAUGAACAGCAGGGAUCAUCAACCUCCCGCGUGGCACAUUUGCUGGCAAUCCGAUGCGGGGUAGGUUGAUGGAGAAUCUUCUUUCA
Eucalyptus grandis is the source of this 4267-nucleotide messenger RNA. Its product is annotated as receptor-like protein 54. Lineage: Eukaryota; Viridiplantae; Streptophyta; Magnoliopsida; Myrtales; Myrtaceae. The transcript has a single exon. The coding region runs from base 634 to 4053 and encodes 1139 amino acids. The record is from RefSeq and is a predicted model, not a curated record. Gene Ontology annotation, molecular function: protein binding.